GAAGUAUGAAUAACUGGGGACUGUUUUUACUGCAAAGCAUCACCGAGCCGAGCGGAGUCUGUCGCGCCACACCAGCUACCAUUGUUUCCCCAUGGACUAAGUUCGAUUCCGAAUACUACACAACCAAGCCUUAAUCUACCACUACCUGUUAUAUCUGUGAUGGAGACCUUAGACACUACAUCUGCGCUCCAGUCAAGGCUGUCCUCUCUGUCCGUGUCGUCUUUCCCUGGGAUCACCUCGAACCAAGGCGAGGAUCGACCAAUAGAGAGUCUCCAGAAUACAGAUCUUUCACAGAGUUCGGGCAAUUCUGUUAGCGAUUCCAAUAUGGAUGGCCCUUCUGACGCAACGGAUUCCAAAGACAGCAUUGAUAGCAGUCAUGAGAGUAUUCCAGCUGAACAACUGGAGGGUGAGGCUGAAGAGAGCUGUCCCUCUGGGACCUCCGAGCUCUCCAGUGAGAUGAAAGCCCCGUUACCCACACUGGACCCUGCGGCCACCUGGACCUCCGUCACCAUCAAGGAGUUGAAGGCCACGCUGCGGACGGAGAAGGACGGCGUGGUGACGGUGUACCGCGGGGACAUCAUGACGGUGCACGUGCCCACCGUCCCCGAGAGCAAGCGCGUGUGCUGGGAGUUCGCCACGGACGGCUACGACAUCGGCUUCGGCGUAUACUUCGACUUCACGCCGGUCACCACGCGCAACAUCACGGUGCACAUCAGCGAGUCGAGCGACGACGAGGACGAAGAGGAGGAGGUGGAAGGCCCGGUCAGCAGUGGAGAUGUGGAAAAGGGUUCCAAAAUACUGAACAGCUCGAACUUGGGGGAGAUCCUACCGGUCUACCGGCAGGACAGCCACCUGUUGGUGCACGGUGGCAGUCAUGAGUUCCCAGGGGAAGGCACUUACCAGCUAAAGUUCGAUAACUCCUACUCACUGUGGCGAAACAAAACGCUUUACUAUAGAGUAUAUUACAGUGCCUGAAAAUCCAGCUGGUUGUUUUCUAAGAAUGUUUGGUUUGAGGGAAAAACAGAAAAAGCUAUUAUUCCCAAGAACAAUCAACUAUUUUUCGAUUCUACCCUUGUUAAAGUAAUAAUCAACUAUAGGCACAUCUAUUUUUAUCGUUAUCUACACGUGCUGUCAUAUGGCUACAUGCAGAGUUUAUAAGACCGGAUCAUUUCAAAUGCUAAAUUUGCUCCAAUGGCUGAAAAGCCUUGCAAAAGUGGUGUGUCCCUUAUACACGCACCAUGCAAUCAAGAGUAUACAUCAAAAGGUGCAUAUUAUCUCGAGACAACAGAUAUCUAUGGUAGCAUCAGUCAGGGAAGAGGUGUAAGACACUUGCGUGGUGGGGCCAGGUGCUUCAAAAUAGCUCAAAGUAUACGGGAGAUCAUUUUUGUUUGUGUAUAGGUGCACCAUCUUUAUUUCCAGCCGGCUUCGUCCACACCGUCACACUUGUUCUCGUGUCAAGACGGAAUAUAGUUGUGUUGUUGUUUUUUUUUACUUCCAUGUAACCCAAUCAUGUGCUUGUUCAACAUGUAAUGUUGUUUAAAUAGUGUGUGGCUUGAGCCAGGUGUGUGUGUGUGUGUGUGUGUGUGUGUGUGUGUGUGUGUGUGUGUGUGUGUGUGUGUGUGUGUGUGUGUGUGUGUGUGUGUGUGUGUGUGUGUGUGUGUGUGUGUGUGUGUGUGUGUGUGUGUGUGUGUGUUUCAUAGUCGUGUCCCUGCAGGAGUGGAAGCUCCAAGUCUGUUAGGCUAGUGAAUGUAAAGUAGCAAGUUCAAUUAGUCAUCCAAAGUGGUUAACAGUCUGGUUUUAUGAUUAAAAUAAAAAGCCAUCCCUUAUCUCAAAAAGCUCUCCUCAUAUAGAUUCAAUAUUUAUAUUUGACCUGUUCACGUUUGGCUUGUGUGUUUUGAGGUAGGGAGCUCAUGUGAGAGCAAAACACAGGAGAGUUGUUAUUCCAUAGAGACCAUAUGCGGCUUUUCAGGCACAGGUCUAUGUAAAUUCUGGUGGCUACAGGUUGGUUUUAGCGCAGACGCUUUGUAUUAGGAAUACAGGAUAAGAACAACCUGCCGUCUCCUUCUAUGUCAAUGUGUUCUUUACAUCCAUGGUUUUACCUCACGCAGUUGUGCUGUGCAUGCAUGUUUCCAAAGAUAUAAUGGGGUUUGCUGCUGCUGAAGUAUACAACUGAAUGCGAUUAAAUUAAAUCUUCCUGCGUUUGCUUUACUGUAUUUUAUUUCAGAAAGUUGUAUUCUAUAAUAAAGAUGGAAAAUUGUGUGUAUGAUA
Molecule: messenger RNA, 2268 nt
Organism: Gadus morhua (Atlantic cod)
Lineage: Eukaryota; Metazoa; Chordata; Actinopteri; Gadiformes; Gadidae
Gene: tmed8
Product: transmembrane p24 trafficking protein 8
Exons: 6
Coding region: 160-975 (271 amino acids)
Cellular component (GO): Golgi membrane
Source: RefSeq, a predicted model, not a curated record